AUGCUGGCGGAGGCGCAGGACACCACCAGCGUGCAGUACCAGCGCAUGACCUGGGACGCGCUGCGCAAGUCCCUCAACGGGCUGAUCAACAAGGUGAACGCCGCCAACAUCAAGCACAUCCUGCCAGAGUUCUUCUCCGAGAAUCUGGUGCGUGGUCGGGGCCUGUUCUGCCGCAGCCUGAUGAAGAGCCAGAUGGCGUCCCCCUCCUUCACCCCCGUCUACGCCGCGCUGGUGGCGGUGUUCAACACCAAGUUCCCGGAGCUGGGCGAGCUGCUGCUGCACCGUGUGGUCACCCAGUUCCGCCGCGCCUACAAGCGUAACGACAAGCCUGUCUGCCUGGCGGCCAUCAAGUUCCUGGCCCACCUGGCCAACCAGCAGGUGGCGCACGAGGUGCUGGCCCUGGAGGUGCUCAUGCUCCUGCUGGAGACGCCCUCCGACGACGGCGUGGAGGUGGCCGCCGGGUUUGUCACCGAGGUGGGGGCCCUGCUCCAGGACCUGGCGCCCCAGGGGCUCAAUUCCGUCUUUGACCGAUUCAGGGCCAUCCUGCAUGAGGGCAGCAUUGACAAGAGGACUCAGUUCAUCAUAGAAAACCUGUUUGCCGUGCGCAAGGCCGGCUUCGAGCAGCAGGGGCACCCCGCGAUUCCCGCGGACCUGGAUCUGGUGGAGACAGAGGAUCAGAUCACUCACGAGGUGUCGCUGGACGACAAGCUGGACACCCAGAUGAUGCUGGACGUGUUCCAGGAGGACCCCGACUUUGCCCAGCAUGAGGCCGAGUACCAGGCGAUCAGGCGUGAGAUCCUGGGUGAGGAAAGCGGGGACGAGGAGGAGGAGGAGUCGGGGAGCUCCUCUGGCGAGGAGGAGGAGGACGGGGAGGAGGGCGGGCACGCCGCUGGGCCGUCGGGCGUCGGGGGCCCCAUCUCCGACCAGACGCAGACGGACCUGAUCAACCUGCGGCGAACCAUCUACCUCACCAUCAUGUCUGCCCUGGACUUUGAAGAGGCGGGACACAAGCUCCUGAAGAUGGGCAUACCUGCCGGCCUGGAGAUGGAGCUGUGCACCAUGAUCAUCGAGUGCUGCUCCCAGGAGAAGACCUUCAUAAAGUACUACGCGCUGCUGGGGGAGCGCUUCUCCAAGCUCAAGCGCGAGUACUGCGACUGCUUCUCCGAGUGCUUCGUGCGCCAGUACUCGCUCAUCCACCGCCUGGAGACCAACAAGCUGCGCAACGUGGCCAAGCUCUUCGCCCACCUGCUGGCCAGCGACGCCAUCCCCUGGUCCGUGCUGGAGGUGGUGCGGCUGACGGAGGAGGACACCACCUCCUCCUCCCGCAUCUUUGUCAAGAUCCUGUUCCAGGAGCUGGUGGAGCAGCUGGGCCUGCUGGGCCUCAACAAGAGGCUGCAGGACCCAAGCUGUGCCGCGUGGUACACCGGCAUCUUCCCCACCGACAGCCCGCGCAACAUGCGCUUCUCCAUCAACUUCUUCACCUCCAUCGGGCUGGGAGGGCUGACGGAUCGCAUGCGCGAGACGCUGAAGAACCUGCCGGCGCUCAUCGCGGCGCAGCGGGCUGCAGCAGAGGCGGCCAAGAACGACGCCUCCUCGUCCUCGGACGAUUCGUCAUCUGCAUCAUCUGGCGGCUCAUCAUCCUCAGACGACUCCUCGUCGUCAGGCGGCUCCUCUUCCAGCGACUCCUCGUCGUCCUCCUCCUCCUCAUCAUCGUCAUCUGGCUCCGACAGCAGCAGCAGCGGGUCGGAGUCGGAGGCGGAGGCGGCCAGGCGCGCGCGGCGGAAGCGGGGUGAUGACGGCAAUGGCAGGGCGGACCCCUCCAAGAAGUCCCGCAGGCGCUGA
Auxenochlorella protothecoides is the source of this 1842-nucleotide messenger RNA. RefSeq names its product Pre-mRNA-splicing factor CWC22. Gene Ontology annotation, cellular component: catalytic step 2 spliceosome. Bases 1 to 1842 code for a protein of 613 amino acids. The record is from RefSeq and is a predicted model, not a curated record. Gene Ontology annotation, molecular function: RNA binding; protein binding. Gene Ontology annotation, biological process: mRNA splicing, via spliceosome. The transcript is spliced from 8 exons. Lineage: Eukaryota; Viridiplantae; Chlorophyta; Trebouxiophyceae; Chlorellales; Chlorellaceae.